Molecule: messenger RNA, 747 nt
Organism: Rotaria socialis
Lineage: Eukaryota; Metazoa; Rotifera; Eurotatoria; Philodinida; Philodinidae
Source: the annotation of a GenBank genome assembly
AUGAAUCGUUUUGGUGAUAUUGAUGUUUCAAAUAAAACACUCCCACCUGUUUAUGGUUAUCGUAGUGAAAAACUUGUUCCUAUUGAAAAAGCAUUAGAACCUAUCUUACCACACAUUGAUGAAUUACCAUAUUACAUAGAACAUGCUAAAAAACACUGUCAUUUUCCAUCAGAACAUGGACUAACACAAGAUCAAUCAGCUGCUAUCUAUAUCUAUACAAUGGAAUGGGGUGAUACUACAUUGUAUCGUUUAUUAAAUAAAGCAUUACGAUCAGAAGAUCGACAAGCAUUAAAGAUAUGGUUUCCGUACUUGAAACUAUUUGAUACAGCAUUGGAUAAGCUACCUACGGUCAAAGAAGCAGUAUGGCGAGGUGUACCUAUUGAUAUUGGUAAGAAUUACACCAAAAAUCAAAUUGUGACAUGGUGGAGUGUGAAUUCAUGUUCAUCAUCGUCGAACGUUAUUAAGACUUUUCUUGACAAUAGCAAAACGUCAACCCUAUUCUUAAUCGAAGCUAUUAAUGGAAAAAAGGUUUCUGGAUAUUCAGCAUAUGAAUCUGAAGAUGAAGUUAUUUUACGGAUGGGUACCAAAUUUCGUGUAAAAAGUGAUCCAUUGGAUCAAUCGAAUGGUUCAUAUGUUGUACAUUUAAUUGAAAUUGAUAAUAACAACGCUGAACCAUUAGCAUCCGCUAUGACUCAAAUGCAAUUGACUACAACAGCAUCAAUGAAUAAUAAUAUUUCUGGUAAGUGA